Molecule: messenger RNA, 2005 nt
Organism: Camellia sinensis
Lineage: Eukaryota; Viridiplantae; Streptophyta; Magnoliopsida; Ericales; Theaceae
Source: RefSeq, a predicted model, not a curated record
AUGGGUGAAGAAGAAGACUCCACACAUAUUGUUCCUGAAUCUCCUCUGAUUCCAAGAUUUGGAAUGGGAAUGGGAAUUGAAUUGAUUGGAAAACAAAACAAGGAAUGGGACUGGGAUGCAUCAAAGACCAUUGAAGAGCUAAAGAAACAAGUCUGGUUAGGAGGACCUCUAGUUGUGGUUAGUCUUUUGCAGUAUAGCUUACAGAUGAUAUCAGUUAUGUUCAUAGGCCAUCUUGGAGAACUCUCUUUAUCCAGUGCAUCUAUGGCUAUUUCAUUUGCUGAAGUAACUGGCUUCAGCUUCUUGCUUGGAAUGGGUAGCGCUCUAGAAACAUUCUGUGGACAAGCCUAUGGAGCAAGACAACAUCAUAUGCUUGGUGUACACAUGCAGAGAGCUAUGCUUGUUCUCCUGCUAAUGGGCAUUCCUAUAGCAUUUAUCUGGGCCUUCACAGGGUAUGUUUUCACACUUUGUGGACAAGACUUGGAAAUUUCUACUCAAGCCGGGAUAUUUGCACGCUGGCUGAUCCCUAGCAUUUUUCCUUAUGGCCUCCUUCAGUGCCAACUCGGAUUCUUACAGACUCAAAAUAAUGUAAAGCCAUUGAUAAUAAGCACUGUAUUUACAACUUUAUUCCAUGUCCUUGUGUGUUGGACAUUGGUUUUUAUAAUUGGCCUUGGCCAUAAAGGCGCUGCUCUAUCCAUUGCCAUCUCUUACUGGGCCAAUGUCUUGAUUUUGGCAAUUUAUAUUAACUUCUCCCCUGCAUGUCAAGAGACUUGGACAGGAUUCUCUAAGGAGGGUGCCAAAGAUCUUGUUAGUUUUCUUUCCGUGGCUAUUCCUUCAGCGCUUAUGGUUUGCUUGGAAGGCUGGUCAUAUGAGUUUCUCGUUCUCAUGUCUGGCCUUCUGCCUAACCCAAAGCUGGAAGCAUCAGUGAUGGCAAUCAGCCUUGAUACAAGUGCAUUGAUCUUCAGAAUCCCCAUUGGUUUUGGCACACGAGUGUCAAAUGAAUUAGGAGCAGGGCAACCUCAUGCCGCACGACUUGCUGUAAAGGUUGUGAUAUUCUUGGCUGUAACAGAGGGCUUUUUGGUAAGCUUAAUUUCAAUAGCAGUGCGAGACAAAUGGGGCUAUUUUUAUACUAAUGAAGAGCAAGUUGUGAAAUUUAUGGCUUCCAUAAUGCCACUGCUUGCCGUUUCUAACUUCAUGGAUGGAAUUCAAGCUGUACUGUCUGGUAUCGCAAUAGGAUGUGAAUGGCAGAAGCUUGGUGCAUUUGUGAAUUUAGGAGCUUAUUACCUUAUUGGCCUCCCUUCCGCAAUCAUCUUAACUUUUGUCUUCCACUUUGGAGUAAAGGGCCUUUGGAUGGGAAUCAUGAUUGGGAGUGGUCUACAAGCAAUACUGUAGAUUGGGAGCAUCAAGCAGGGAAGGCCAGGGACAGCGUGUGUGCAUCCUACAUCCCAGUAACAUGAAGCUGCUUUCCUCCGCCAAUCUUCUUCGUAUGAAAACUCCCUUAAAGAACCUUUUAUAACACAUAUAUAAUCGAGAGAAAAUACCGAUUUCUAUUCCCAAAAGUUAUCAACCAUCCUCAGUAGAGUAGGAAGCAGAAGGUUAUAGCAGAAGAGCUACUGACAGAAAACUUCAUGGCUCCAAACAUCCGGCAAAAUUGCAAUAUGCCCAGUAAUCCCCUUACUUGUCAUCUGUUGUUAAUAAGUAGUUUUGCUAGAGCUCUAGAGUUGAUCACAAUAUGGAAGUUUUCAUUAAAAUAGCACUGAAGAGGUUUUAGUUAAAAAGUUAAAAUGUUUUAUAAGUUGUUGAAUUAUUUGUACGUAUUUCCAUAAAAAAAUAAAAAAUUAUUUUAAAAAAUUAAUUUUGAAAUGAGCCCUAAGUGAAUAGUAAAGAGGCUAUUUAAAAUUUUUGAUCAUAUGAGCCUCUCAUUUGAAGAUUCUAUCACCGGAAGGUUAAAAGAUGACAUUAAUACUUGAUCAAAUGUGAAAUGAGCUAAAUAUCACAAUUAAAUGAG